Messenger RNA from Didymosphaeria variabile, 1566 nucleotides. RefSeq lists its product as uncharacterized. The record is from RefSeq and is a predicted model, not a curated record. Gene Ontology annotation, molecular function: transmembrane transporter activity. The transcript has 3 exons. Gene Ontology annotation, biological process: transmembrane transport. Lineage: Eukaryota; Fungi; Ascomycota; Dothideomycetes; Pleosporales; Didymosphaeriaceae. Gene Ontology annotation, cellular component: membrane. The coding region runs from base 1 to 1566 and encodes 521 amino acids.
AUGCGGCUGUUCCCGAACUCGAAGAAAGACGCUGCUGCUGAGGCGCCCGUGCAAGACUCCAUCGCCCCAGCUCCACUUGGAGAAAAACCCACCGGAAUAGACAGGCUGGAAAGAGAUGCAGAAGCCGGGGCGCCUCCGCAGACGCAGAUGGCAAUUGAUCCCGAGGUGGAGAAGAGAGUGAGAAGGAAGUUGGACUGGCACCUCCUUCCUCUCGUCUCGGGACUGUAUCUGCUUGCGUUUCUGGAUCGGAGCAACAUCGGAAACGCACGCAUCGCAGGCAUGGCCGAUGACCUUGACCUCGACGGCGGAAAAUACGACUGGCUCCUCACCAUCUUCUACAUUUCGUACAUCGUCUUCGAGUUCCAGGCCAUCAUGUGGAAGGUCGUCCCGCCGCAUCAGUGGGCGGCGUUCGUGGUGUUCGCCUGGGGCUUAGUCUCGAGCGUGCAGGCAGCGAUUCACACGUGGGAAGCGGAAAUGGCCUUGCGAUUCCUAAUGGGAUGGGCAGAAGCGGGAUACGGUCCUGGAAUUCCCUAUCUACUGAGUUUCUUUUACCUCAGGCAUGAGCUGGGACUGCGGGCGGGGUUGUUCCUCAGUGCGGCGCCGCUGGCGAAUACGUUUGCGGGGGCGCUGGCGUAUGGGAUUACGAGUGGGAGUCCGGGGAUUGCAAAGUGGAGGGUGCUUUUUUUGGUGGAGGGGCUGCCGACGAUUGUGAUGGCUGGGGUGGCGUGGUUCUUUUUGCCUGAUAGUCCGGAGAAGGCCAAGUUUCUGAACGAGGAGGAAAAGAUGGUGGUGAAGGCACGGGGGGUGAGGCAAGCGGGUGCGGCGACUAGGGUUGGGGGCGUGAAUUGGAAAGAGUUCUGGGCUGGGCUUGCGGAUCCGAAAGGGUGGAUUCUAGGGUUGAUGUACUUCUCCUGCAACGUCUCGUUCUCGUCGCUUCCCGUGUUCCUACCGACAAUCCUGAAGGAGAUGGGCUUUUCGGCGAUCAACGCGCAGGGACUUACGGCACCGCCUUUCUUCCUCUCGUUUCUCAUCACUAUCAUCACGCCGUACAUCGCAGACCGCACGCAGCAACGCGGCAUCAUGCUCGUCAUCCUCACCAUCAUUGGCGGAACGGGGUAUGUCAUCCUGGCCGCCGCCAAAAGUGUAGGGGCGCGAUACUUUGGCGUCUUCAUGGCUGCAGCGGGCAUCUUCCCCGCGAUUGCCAAUAUCUUGCCGUGGGUGUUGAACAACCAGGGCUCCGACACACGCCGCGGCGCUGGAAUCGUACUGCUCAACGUCAUCGGACAGUGCGGGCCGUUGCUCGGGACGAGGAUGUAUCCCACCAACGAAGGGCCGUUCUACGUCAAAGGGCAGUCCGUCUGCGCUGCGUUCAUGUUCUUCACGACGUUCCUCGUGGUCAUCUUGAGAACGCUGCUCGUGUGGGAGAACAAGAAGCUGGAUAAGCAGUAUGGGACUCUGGCACAGCAGAAGCAGGCGGCGCAGGAGGCGGCGCAGGCUGCGGGCGGGGAGACGAAGAACGAGGUUGCUGUUGAGAAUUACGGGCCGUUGUUUAGAUAUGUCCUGUAG